Colletotrichum siamense is the source of this 945-nucleotide messenger RNA. RefSeq lists its product as uncharacterized. Gene Ontology annotation, molecular function: sequence-specific DNA binding. Gene Ontology annotation, cellular component: nucleus. NCBI's taxonomy places the organism in Eukaryota, Fungi, Ascomycota, Sordariomycetes, Glomerellales, Glomerellaceae. Bases 1 to 945 code for a protein of 314 amino acids. The record is from RefSeq and is a predicted model, not a curated record. The transcript has 4 exons. Gene Ontology annotation, biological process: positive regulation of transcription by RNA polymerase II.
AUGGCAUCACCUCAGGAUACAACUCUGGGUUUGAGAGUAAAGCUAUCUCAUCUACUGUCCUCCAUCAUCAACACCGUUUACAAAUCUGAAAAGACCCCGUUAGGCAAGUUUCUUGAAGAAACAAAGUCGAUUUUGCACACUCUGGCAGGACAUGCCCAGGAGAUCGAAAAGAUCACUCGUGUCAAAUUCCAAAACUCGGUGGACACAAUGCCAAAAGGAACGAGAGAUAUUACUCUUCUUUAUCAUCAAUGCGUGGUUAUCGCCACACGGCCACUACUUCUGUCAGCGCUCAAACAACAACUCGACCAUUUUGGCCGAGGACUACCGGACAUGGAGGGCUUCAUGGCUCCGCUUAUCCCGUUGAUGUCAACAGGAAUCAAGUCUGCAGUUAAGACACUCCAGAUCCUCUCCGGAGAGGACACUCUAAUCGAGGUCUUCCUUCCUUUCGAUCUUGAGUACGCAUACGGUGCGGCGAUUCAUCUCACCAUUGCAAAUGCCUUAUUUCCAUCUACAACCGAAAUAGACGGGCCAACACACGGCAGAGAAGCACAUGCAAUCUUGGAUGACAUGAUCCACAAGGGCAACUCCGUGGCGGAAGUACGGAAAGCUGAGUUAACUCAUCUGGAAUUUCUUUUCAAUGAAUUUGCCAUGCGGGUUAAUCAGCCUGACGUUCAACCCUCGAGGCCGCUUGUACGUUCGCUUCAACUGCGGCCAUUCCCAAGUAUCUGGGAGUCUUCAACUGCGGAACCUGAUUUGGCUUCCAUGACUACGCUUAGCGAGCCUCAGCCCCUAGGUUGCGCACCAGAAACACCGAGCAACGCCGAGUUCCUUGAUAGCAUCGGAAUAUCAUCUGAUGAUUUCUUGUCCAUUGUGGAGCAGAUGGGUAGUCACGACGACGCUGAUCUACCCUUUGCCAUGCUAGAUUUGUCUCAAUUCUGGAAGUAG